Molecule: messenger RNA, 2825 nt
Organism: Arachis stenosperma
Lineage: Eukaryota; Viridiplantae; Streptophyta; Magnoliopsida; Fabales; Fabaceae
Exons: 17
Coding region: 734-2599 (621 amino acids)
Biological process (GO): transcription initiation at RNA polymerase I promoter
Cellular component (GO): nucleus
Molecular function (GO): RNA polymerase I general transcription initiation factor activity; RNA polymerase I core binding
Source: RefSeq, a predicted model, not a curated record
CAACGGCGCAGCAGCAGCAGCACACACUCUCUCCCUCGUCCCUCCCAUCGCCCUCGAGGUGGUCGUUCCUCUCAACGCCGGCGAGCUCAGUCCCUCCCUUUCGUUCAGCCGCCGGACUGAUCUUGACGCCAUCGCAAGUUGGAGCUUCGAAGCUCACUCGGUCCCUCACUCCUGCUCGUGCAGCUAACGCCUCAGACUCUCAGCAGUGGAAGCACAGUCGCCGGGCUCGCCUCCUGCCUCCAUCGCGAAGCUCUCUCCCACCGUCACCGGCCCAUCUCUGUUCCUCCGUCGCAAGCUCUGUUCCUGCCUCCGUCGCCAGCUCUGUUCUAUGCUUCGUUGCUUCUAGCUUCUAGUGAAGCACAGUCGCCGGGAUCGCCUCCUGCCUCAGUCGUGAACUCUGUUUCACCGUCGCCGACGCCAUCUCUGUUCCACUGGCCAGUGCUACUGCCCCUGGAUCUGCUCUGCUCUGUUCUGUUCUGUUCUAUACUUCUAGCUUCUAGGGCUAUAAAUUCGCACAGCAAAAAAAGAUACGUAUAUAAAGUAUGAAUUGCUCUUCCAUCAAAACCCUCUUUCCUGUUGCCUCUUCUUAGCCGCCAUUCCCUUCUCUUUAAUGAAGAGGUAGCAGCUGCAGCAGCACUUCUUUACUCUCUCCAAACGACAACAACGAACUCCGUUUUGUUUGGAUCGCAUUUUGCGUUUUGCGUUCUGCCCCUUUUUUUAAACUCUCUGCUUAAUGGGAAGGGUUAGUGGAACCGAGAAGCAAGAGUUUAGGGAGAUGGAGGAGACUGAAUUCACUGAUUCUCAGCUAAUUUGUCAUGUUAGAGAUGCACUUUUAGCAGUCACUUUGGGUGACAGAGAGAAUUAUGAUGAGCUUGUUGGUUAUUUGCACCGGAAAGAGAGUCUUAAUCCCGAUCAGAUUGCUCUACUUGAGACAACUUUGAAGGCACUCUCUGGAACAGUCUCAUGCAUAGAUUCUGUUCAUCACGAAUCUCUUCUUUCUGCAAUUUAUAGAAUGAGCCUGUGGAAUUAUGGAACUUCUAUUAUGGAUGCACUGAUUGAGCUUAUUGUAUCCUUGGCUGCUUCAAAUGGGAAAUAUAUCGAUUGGUCUUUGGAGUUGCUUGUGAAUAACUUCACUCCACCUUAUCAUCUCAUGGAUAGUCUGAAGCAGGAGAGUGGAAUUGAAAAGAAGAAUAAAGUUCUGUCUCGUGUGCAUGCUGCUUUUGAAGCCAUAGCUGUUUUGGUGCCUCUUGCCCCUUUGCGACUCUCUCCAAUAGUUGUCCAGAGGAUGCCCUUAACCUACAGUAAGGGACCGGAGAUUCUCAUGUACGUGGAGAACAUGUUAAAGUUGGAAAGUGGUGCAAUUGGAGAAAUUGUUGGUGUUACGAUGCUGCCUGCUAUUGUAGAUAGGUUGAUAGAACUCGAUGUCGAAAUUGGAUGGGAUGGCCUCUUGCAGGAAGAUGCCAAAGGCAUAUUUGAAAUGGAAUUAGAGGAUGCCGAAUUUGCGGAUGGGGAUGGGGAUGAUAAUAUGCCUGCUGCAGAAUAUUUAAAUAGGAAAAGUUUGGAGGGAAACACAAUUGCUGAGAAAUUAGAUAGCUUGAUUGAGCUGACUUUUUUGCAUCUUGAGUCCUGUCAAAGCAGUGGCCGUUUGUCUGAGGUAUUUGAUGUUCUAGUGAGAUCAUUUCAAAGGACUAUUUUGAAUGCCUACAAAUCAAAAUUCACCCAGUUUGUGGUGUUCUAUGCAUGUGCACUUGAUCCUGAAGAUUGUGGGGAGAAGUUCGCCAUGGUUCUUACAGAGAUGUUUCUUAGCAAUGUUAAUCCCCCCAAUACUAGGAUGAGUGCUGUUGCUUAUCUUGCUAGUUAUUUGUCCCGUGCAAAGUUUGUUUCAGCAGCAUUGGUUGCUAGCAUCUUACAAAGAUUGGUAGAUUGGUGUCUUAACUAUUGCAAGUCACAUGAUUCCGUUAUGAACCCGCGAGCACAUCAAGUUUUUUAUUCUGGUUGUCAGGCGCUCAUGUAUUUGCUGUGUUUUCGAUUGAGAUCUCUGAUGGAUGCUCCAAGGCUCAAAAUGCAACUUCUAAAUAUGCCCAUGGAGCCAAUCUUGCAACAUAAAUUGAAUCCUUUGAAGGUUUGUCUUCCUACUGUAGUAGUGGAAUUCCUAAGACAAGCAAAGGCUGCUAAGCUCUUCAUGACAUCGGAAUCAUUUGCCUUCGAUGAUAUGCUCGAAUCUGAUCUUUCAAGGGCAUUUGGCGGGAUAGAUAGACUCGACAUGUUCUUUCCUUUUGAUCCUUGUUUACUGAAGAAAAGUGAAAGUUAUAUAAGGCCACAUUUUGCACGCUGGUCAAAGAUCAAAUGUGAUGGCGCCGAUGAUGGCGAAUUCAGUGAAAGUGGCAGCGAUGCAUCUGAUGACGAAUUUGCCGACAUGAAUGAGAAUGAUACGAUUGAAGAUGACAUGACAGUGAGUGUACAAGCAGGUUUGGAUUUCAAUCCUGACUUGAAUAGAAUGUCAAUCACACCCAAGAACAAGUCUUUGUUGCAUUUUCAACAGCAAAAUGCAAGAAUGCCCGCAAGAAUCAGACCAUCCACUAGUCCAGAGUCUUUGUAAUGAUAUUCUUGUGUCGAAAAACAUGUCAAUUUUGCAUAUGUUUUGGUGUGGUAGGAUUAGGAAGUCUUGUUGGUGUUCUUUAUAGUGAAGAAAACAGCGGGGAGCAUUGUGCAGUGUUUUGGGGUAUUUUGCUCCCAUAUUCGGGCAAUUGUAAGUGUAGUUUUUAACGUCUGUACACUUUGUGCUGCCUAUUAAAGAAAAUGAGUAGAGGAGCCAACAGUUUUAA